Molecule: messenger RNA, 2828 nt
Organism: Xenopus laevis (African clawed frog)
Lineage: Eukaryota; Metazoa; Chordata; Amphibia; Anura; Pipidae
Gene: slc9a7.L
Product: sodium/hydrogen exchanger 7
Exons: 17
Coding region: 286-2370 (694 amino acids)
Biological process (GO): sodium ion import across plasma membrane; proton transmembrane transport; regulation of pH
Cellular component (GO): recycling endosome; recycling endosome membrane; membrane
Molecular function (GO): sodium:proton antiporter activity; potassium:proton antiporter activity; antiporter activity
Source: RefSeq, a predicted model, not a curated record
CUGUUUCAGUCAGCGUUGCCCACAUUUGCCGUCUCAGCGGCUCUCAGGAGCAUGCGCAGAGGGUCGGCAACGGGUGUGGGCGUGGAAGUGAGAGGCAGAAUUGCAUUAGCUCCUGUGCUGAGCACUUGUGUUGUUUGUGCUAUGGGGAUUCUGCGCAUUGGCUCUAUCACUCGCGUUACCGGCUGGAGGAAGUGCGGGGGACAUUCGGGGUGGCUGCAGUGACAGUUGCCGGGGGUUGUGUCGCAGGAGAGUUGUCAGGAGGAAGGCGCUGAUUGUGCCCUUGCCAUGUACAGGCAGCUGUGGCUGCUGCUGCUUCCUUGGAUUCCUUGGGCAUAUGCCGAAGACAGCGCAAUGGAGGAAAUCGCCACAGAGAAGGAGGCAGAGGAGAGCCACCGGCAGGACAGUGUUAGUCUGCUGACCUUCAUCCUCUUACUCACACUCACUAUCCUCACCAUCUGGCUCUUCAAGCACCGGCGGGCACGAUUCUUGCAUGAGACCGGCCUGGCCAUGAUAUAUGGACUGAUUGUUGGGGUGAUACUAAGAUAUGGCACACCUUCUAGCAGUGGCUACGAUAAACCCAUCAGCUGCUCUCAAGAACAAAGAGCUUUUACCACAAUAUUAGUCAACGUCAGCGGCAAGUUCUUUGAAUAUACGUUGAAAGGUGAAAUUAUCCCUGAGAAGAUAAAUAACGUGGAGCAGAAUGAUAUGUUAAGAAAAGUAACCUUUGAUCCUGAAGUCUUCUUCAAUAUUUUGUUACCACCUAUUAUAUUUCAUGCUGGAUAUAGCUUAAAAAAGAGGCACUUUUUCCGAAACCUUGGAUCCAUUCUCACUUAUGCAUUCUUUGGUACGGCACUCUCCUGCUUCAUUAUCGGGAAUCUUAUGUAUGGGGUAGUAAAGUUAAUGAAGCUUGUGGGACAACUGAAUGGCAAGUUUUACUACACUGACUGUCUGUUUUUUGGAGCCAUAAUCUCUGCUACAGAUCCAGUAACUGUCCUUGCCAUAUUUAAUGAUCUGAGGGCAGAUGUAGAUUUGUAUGCUCUUCUUUUUGGGGAAAGUGUCCUUAAUGAUGCUGUAGCCCUUGUAUUGUCUUCGUCAAUUGUUGCUUACCAGCCCACUGCGGAGAACAUGCACACAUUUGAUGCUUCUGCAUUUUUCAAGUCUGUUGGCGUAUUUGUUGGGAUAUUUAGUGGCUCUUUUGCUAUGGGAGUUUGUACUGGUGUUUCAACAGCUCUUGUGACCAAGUUUACAAAGCUCCAUUGCUUCCCCUUACUGGAGACAGCGCUCUUCUUCCUGCUCUCUUGGAGUACCUUCCUCUUGGCAGAGGCUUGCGGCUUUACAGGUGUAGUGGCUGUUCUUUUCUGUGGCAUCACACAAGCUCAUUACUCGUUUAAUAAUUUAUCUUCUGAGUCAAGGAACAGAACCAAACAGCUGUUUGAAGUCCUGCACUUUCUGGCGGAGAACUUUAUCUUUUCAUACAUGGGCUUGGCACUUUUCACCUUCCAGAAGCACGUGUUUAGCCCCAUUUUUAUUGUAGGGGCUUUUGUUGCUAUUUUUGUUGGCAGAGCUGCACAUAUUUAUCCUCUCUCGUUUUUCCUGAAUUUGGGAAGGAGGCACAAAAUUGGGUGGAACUUUCAGCACAUGUUGAUGUUCUCAGGUCUUCGAGGUGCUAUGGCAUUUGCUCUGUCCAUCCGAGAUACAGCUACAUACUCUCAUCAGAUGAUGUUUUCCACCACCCUUCUCAUUGUCUUCUUCACAGUGUGGUUUAUUGGUGGGGGCACAACCCCUAUGCUGUCCUGGCUGAAUAUCAGAGUUGGUGACCAUGUGCCAUCGCUGGAAGAUGCGACUGUUAGACGUUGGCAGUAUGUCAGAGUCGGCGUUGACCCAGAUCAAGAUCCAGAACCAACAAAUGACAGCUUUCAAGUACUUCAUGCAGAUGGCACUGGCUUAAAUGGUCGCAGUCGUACAAAGCAGGAAAGUGCCUGGGUGUUUAGGCUGUGGUAUACCUUUGAUCACAACUAUCUGAAACCGAUGCUGACCCACAGUGGCCCUCUAUUAUCAACAACUCUCCCCAGCUGGUGCGGGCUGAUAGCCAGGUGUUUCACAAGCCCCCAGGUCUAUGAUAAUGUGGAGCAGUUAAGAGAGGAUGAUGCAGACUUUAUUCUAAAUGAUGGCGACCUUACAUUAACUUACGGAGACACCACCAUAACGGCUAAUGGCUCCUCCGGUUCUCACACAGCAACCACAAGCCUUGAUGGCAGGAGAACAAAAAUGAGCUCCGACGAAGCACUGGAACAUGAACUAGCUGGGGGAGACUAUGAGAUUUCCAACAGAGGCACUCGGCUAGUGUUUCCACUUGAGGAGAAUGCAUGACCUGGGAAACCAGCAAUCAUUAGGGAAAGUCAAUGCAAGCCAGGAAGUGGUGCCAGGGCAUCUCCGGCCCAGUGCAGUGAAGAGCUGGGUGCAGUUCAGACAUUAAAACAUAAUCCUUGUGGUACUGAGAGUGGUACAUUUUUCAGGCUACAAUCAUUUCUCUUUCUUUGAUGAGGCAGUUUUGUGGUUUAGAUGUGAUAGAGUAAUGCACACAGAAUUGCAGAAGCCUUCCUUUUGCCUAACUACUGGGUUAUAAUUCUGGAACUGUCUAGUGAACACCCUGUGUGUGAGGCCAGUCUGACUGCUUUGCUAUGCCCACAUAUGCAGCCUUUUAACUUUGGAGCAAGGAUCAUUCUCUGUUUGAAAGUGCCUGUUAUUUAAUACCAAAAGGCAAUCCUUUGGGAGAAGUGUUAAAUGCAUUUUUCUACCUUACAUAUUACACGUCCACGUUACUUCUA